Molecule: messenger RNA, 735 nt
Organism: Lucilia sericata (common green bottle fly)
Lineage: Eukaryota; Metazoa; Arthropoda; Insecta; Diptera; Calliphoridae
Gene: RpL27
Product: 60S ribosomal protein L27
Exons: 2
Coding region: 71-478 (135 amino acids)
Biological process (GO): translation
Cellular component (GO): ribosome; cytosolic large ribosomal subunit
Molecular function (GO): structural constituent of ribosome
Source: RefSeq, a predicted model, not a curated record
AAACUAAUGUGCGAAAUGUCAACCCUUUUCUCUUUCUCUAUAUCCGGUCAGCCAUAAGACCUCCAGCAAGAUGAGGAAGAUUAUGAAACAAAACAAAAUCGUAAUUGUCCUUAGUGGACGUUACGCCGGCCGUAAGGCUAUCAUUGUCAAGACCGUUGAUGAUGGCACUCCCGACAAGCCAUUCGGUCAUGCUCUCGUUGCCGGUAUCGACAGAUACCCCCGCAAGGUAACCAAGUCCAUGGGCAAGACUAAGUUGAAGAAGAAGUCCAAGAUCAAGCCUUUCUUGAAGGUAUUGAACUACAACCACUUGAUGCCCACCCGUUACACCGCCAGCGAAAUCGGUUUCGAUAAGUUGUCGGCUAAGGACCUUAAGGAUCCCAUCAAGAGGAAAACACACCGUUUCCAAACUCGUGUCAAAUUCGAGUCAUCCUACAAGGAGGGCAAGAACAAGUGGUUCUUCCAAAAGUUGCGCUUCUAAACAGUGCCACUGUCUUAUGUGCUUAUUCCCUCAAGGCAUUCUGAUGACGGACUCGUCGCCAACUGUGUUGCGAGUGUGUUUUCUUUAGUUUUUAAUUAAAUCAAACAAACAAUAACAUCAAUAUUUGUAGGAUAUUAAACAUAAUUUUCUAUGUUUUCUAUUCUUCUGCUGUGUGGAGCUCUGUAUGGAGGAACUUUUUUUUGUGACGUAUUUUUUUAUGGAAAAAAGUUACAAUAAAAUAAAAUUUUAAAAACAAA